Messenger RNA from Aspergillus niger, 2007 nucleotides. RefSeq lists its product as uncharacterized. Gene Ontology annotation, biological process: protein ubiquitination; Ras protein signal transduction. The transcript has 3 exons. Lineage: Eukaryota; Fungi; Ascomycota; Eurotiomycetes; Eurotiales; Aspergillaceae. The record is from RefSeq and is a predicted model, not a curated record. Bases 1 to 2007 code for a protein of 668 amino acids. Gene Ontology annotation, cellular component: cytoplasm. Gene Ontology annotation, molecular function: ubiquitin protein ligase activity; zinc ion binding.
AUGCCCUCCUACUUUUACCACAUUGCGAUCGAAUUAUUUGCUCGCCCGCACUCUGACCUCCAAGGCACAUACCCAGGCGUGGACAAGCACUCGACGUCGCUAUCUUUCGACUCCGCAUGCGAAUCUCUACUCCCGUUCCAGAAGCGCCGGCACUCACCGUGGGCACAUCGAUCUUCUCGUCAUCAAGCGCAUGGGAAACACCCACGCCCCUCACCCAACACUUUCGCCGAAACCCACGGCUCAGACUCUACAACCAGCGUUGCAGACCUCCGUACCCCUCACCUCUACACGACUUCGCCGACAAGCGCAUCCGACUUCGAGCGCGACCUCAGGCUUGAUAAAGUAUCCAUCGAGUGCAUUGACAUGAUUCCAUCGGAGCAGGACACAACUGCUGCGAAGCGGACGGGCUGGAAGAAUGCAAAGGAGAAUCCCAUCGCGACCGGGAUCGGCACGGAUAUCUUGGGAGGACUACGCACGAAAGGCAAAUACAUACCGCUAGACCAGAGUACGUCGGAGAGUGUUUGGGGAAUCGUGCAUCUUUACCGAGAUGCUGGGGAGACGCCGUUCUUGACAGAAGAGGACUACCCCUCGUACUUGAAAGGUUCGGCAGCUGCGGCGAGGACACCGUACGAUGAAGUGGCCGGCAGCAGUAGGCCCCCGCGCGCAGAAGAGCAUAUGCCCGAUGAGGAUUGCACAACGCUAUGCAUCCUAGCCGUGCCUUCCUAUAUGUCGCCGUCCGACUUUUUGGGGUUCGUGGGCGAAUCGACUAUGAACGAUGUCAAUCAUUUUCGCAUGAUCAAGACCGCUCGAGCGAACCGGUAUAUGGUUUUGAUGAAGUUCCGCAACGGAAAGAAGGCCAAGGAGUGGCAGAAAGACUGGAAUGGAAAGGUGUUUAACAGCAUGGAGCCCGAAACGUGUCAUGUCGUCUUCGUGAAAACCGUCGAGAUACAAGCCGUUGAGCCGGGCGCGCUGCCACUGGCGCCUCCUACCCCUGCGCUUAUUGAACUGCCAACAUGCCCAGUGUGUCUAGAGCGCAUGGAUGAGACCACCGGCUUGCUGACCAUCAUAUGCCAGCACGUCUUUCACUGCACGUGUUUACAGAAGUGGAAAGGAAGUGGCUGCCCGGUAUGUCGAUACACACAAGACGACAUCCGGCGAAACAGCCAAGCCGCAUUAUAUGAUGAUGAACCAGCCGAGUGCAGCGUGUGCCACUCGGACAUUAACCUCUGGAUAUGCCUUAUCUGCGGAAACGUCGGCUGUGGACGCUAUGAUGGGGCACAUGCAUUUGCGCAUUACAAGGAAACGGCGCAUGCCUUUGCUAUGGAUCUCUCUACGCAGCGCGUCUGGGACUACGUCGGCGAUGCCUACGUGCACCGCAUCAUCCAAAGCAAAACCGACGGCAAGCUCGUGGAACUCCCAGCAGCCGACAACAGUGCGCUUGACCCUCCAGACUGGACGGACGCCGUUCCGCGGGAGAAGCUAGAAAACAUGAGCGUGGAAUAUACUCACUUACUUACUAGCCAACUUGAAAGCCAGCGGGCCUAUUUCGAAGAGGUAGUUGAGCGCGCCGUGGACAAAGCGUCUCAGGCCAGUGCUGCCGCCUCUUCCGCGCAGGACGCAGUCGAGAAAGCCACCGCCAGCUUGAAGAGUCUACAGGCGCAAUAUGACACCCUGACUAGCGAGAUCAUCCCCGGACUGGAGCGCGAUAAGGCGCGGGCCGAAAAGCGCGCGGAGAAGUUCGAGACCAUGACGCGCAAGAUGGAGAAGGAGUGGCGGGAAGAGAAGACGAUGAAUGAGAAUCUGAUAGAACGGGUUGAGCUUUUGAAGUCCGAGGUGGAGAGUCUGAAACUUGCGAAUGCAGACUUGACGGAACAGAACCGGGAUCUCACGUUCUUUAUUAGCGGGUCGGCGCGACUGCAGAAUCAGGGCGAUGAUGUGGUGCAGGGGACGGUCAGUGUGCCUGAACCGGAGAAGCCGAAGAAGAAGGGGAAGGGGAGGAAGAAGUAA